Messenger RNA from Meleagris gallopavo (turkey), 5733 nucleotides. The record is from RefSeq and is a predicted model, not a curated record. Lineage: Eukaryota; Metazoa; Chordata; Aves; Galliformes; Phasianidae.
ACCAGUCUUUCCAUAUGGGGAUGGGGAAGUCUUGGUGUUGUGCUUUUUCUAAUAACUUUUGGACCCUUCGCUAUAUUUUACUUUGCGUUUUAUAUCCUCUGCUUUGUGGGUGGAGGUUUUGUGGUUACUCUUUUAUUUGGAAAAAGCAACUCAGAAAAGUACCUUGAGCAGUGUGAACAUUCAUUUCUUCCUUGUACAUCAGUUGGUAUCCCUAAGUGCAUAGAAGAAAUGAAACGUGAAGCCAGACCUAUUAAGAUUGACAGAAGACUGACAGGUGCAAAUAUAAUUGAUGAGCCUUUGCAACAGGUGAUCCAGUUUUCCUUGAGAGACUAUGUGCAGUACUGGUAUUACACACUAAGCGAUGAUGAAUCGUUUCUCCUGGAAAUCAGGCAAGCUCUUCAGUAUGCACUUGUUCAGUUUUCUGCCAGGUCAAAGGAAACAGACUGGCAGCCUUACUUCACUACACGACUUGUUGAUGACUUCGGCACACAUCUUCGAGUUUUCAGAAAAGCUCAGCAAAGAAUAGCAGAGAAGGGUGAUCAGAUGAAAGACCAAGCUGAGGAACUUGUAGAUACAUUCUUUGAGGUUGAAGUUGAAAUGGAAAAAGAAGUCUGUCGUGACCUAGUCUGCACUUCUCCCAAAGAUGAAGAAGGAUUCCUAAGGGAUCUGUGUGAGGUCUUACUGUAUAUAUUGCUACCUCCUGGAGACUUCCAGAACAAGAUCAUGCGAUACUUUGUCAGGGAAAUCCUCUCCCGAGGAAUUCUUCUUCCAUUAAUAAACCAGCUCAGUGAUCCUGAUUAUAUUAAUCAGUAUGUCAUAUGGAUGAUUCGUGAUUCCAACUGUAACUAUGAGGCCUUUAUGAAUAUUAUUAAAUUAAGUGAUAAUAUAGGAGAGUUGGAAGCAGUCAAAGAUAAAGCAAGUGAAGAACUGCAAUAUCUUCGAUCUCUAGAUACAGCAGGAGAUGAUAUCAACACUAUAAAAAAUCAAAUAAACAGUUUAUUAUAUGUUAUUAAAGUAUGUGAUUCAAGAAUUCAGAGGUUGCAGUCAGGAAAAGAAAUAGAUACUGUGAAACUGGCAGCAAACUUUGGAAAACUUUGCACAGUCCCUCUGGACCAUAUCCUGGUAGACAAUGUUGCACUACAGUUUUUUAUGGAUUACAUGCAGCAGACUGGUGGCCAAGCACAUCUGUUUUUCUGGAUGACAGUGGAAGGAUACAGGGUUACAGCACAGCAACAGCUGGAGGUACUUCAAAGCCGGCAACGAGAUGGAAAACAUCAGACUAAUCAGACCAAGGGUCUAUUAAGAGCAGCUGCAGUUGGAGUUUAUGAGCAAUAUUUAUCAGAAAAGGUAGGAAUAAUGUACAGUAUUUAUUUUGUAUCUAUCGCUGUGGAAAUACAUUUUCAUUUAGAUGCUAUUUUGGGAACUGGAAGUAUUUAUGUGUUGUGUACAACUGUUUCUCAAUACUAUGAUAAUAGCUUUUCCAGAAAUGAAACUACAAAAUCUUACGGGGACUGCUAUUUCUUGUGUGUGGCCCUACAUUGGAGGAAAUCUAACUUUUUUUUUUUUUUCUUUUCCCAAUCCUCACUGAUGCCAGAAUCUUUUAAUGGGUCUCCUACUAGUAGCAUAAAUCUGUCCUUAGAUGACCUUUCAAAUGUCCCUUCUGAUGAGACAGUUCAACUCCAUGCAUAUAUCUCGGAUACUGUAUAUGCUGACUAUGACCCAUAUGCUGUGGCAGGAGUGUGUAAUGACCAUGGCAAGACGUACGCGCUGUAUGCUAUCACAGUCCAUCGAAGAAAUGCAAACAGUGAGGAAACAUGGAAGACAUAUCGGCGCUACAGUGACUUCCAUGACUUUCACAUGAGGAUCACUGAGCAGUUUGAAAAUCUGGCAAAUAUACUGAAACUUCCUGGCAAAAAGACAUUUAACAAUAUGGACAGAGACUUCUUGGAGAAGAGGAAAAAAGAUUUAAAUGCAUAUUUGCAGCUCCUGUUAAAUCCUGAAAUGAUGAAAGCUUCUCCAGCUCUAGCCCAUUAUGUGUACGACUUCUUGGAAAAUAAGGCCUACAGCAAAGGGAAGGGGGAUUUUGCACGGAAGAUGGACACAUUUGUAAACCCACUGCGUAACUCUAUGAGAAAUGUAUCAAAUGCAGUCAAGUCUCUCCCUGACAGCCUCGCAGAGGGAAUGACUAAAAUGUCAGACAACAUGGGUAAAAUGUCAGAGAGACUGGGACAAGACAUAAAGCAAUCAUUUUUCAAGGUGCCUCCUUUGAUCCAGAAAACCUAUUCAGAUCCUGACCAUUGCCGUGUUGCAGCAACAAUUGAUGACAGUGUGGAUGACAAUAUUCCACUUCGAGUAAUGCUCCUCCUAAUGGAUGAAGUCUUUGAUUUAAAGGAAAGAAAUCAAUGGUUAAGAAGAAAUAUAAAGAAUCUGCUUCAACAGCUUAUUAGAGCAACGUAUGGUGACACAAUUAAUAGGAAAAUAGUUGAUCAUGUUGACUGGAUGACAUCUCCUGAACAAGUAGCAGAUGCUGUGAAACGCUUCAGAGAUGCCUUUUGGCCCAAUGGCAUUUUAGCAGAGACCGUUCCACGGAGAGACAAAGCUAUUAGAAUGAGAACAAGAGUAGCAGGGAAGACCAAAUUGCUAGAGAUAAUGCCGGAUGAACUGAAGCACAUCAUAGGUGCUGAGACAACACGAAAAGGUAUUCUUCGGGUCUUUGAGAUGUUCCAGCAUACUCAACUGAAUAAGAGAAUGGUAUACGUCUUUCUGGAGAGAUUUCUAGAAACCUUAUUUCCACAAAAUAAGUUCCAUGAGCUCUUCAACAAACUGCAUUCACGGUCAAAGCAGAUGCAGAGGUAUAAACAGAGACUACAUUCUACUCAAGCGCCUUCCUUGCAGAAAAGGUGACACUUUAAACCUAUUAAGCUGGUGUAUGUUUGUCCAGGACUUAUUACUUGGGCAGAUUCUCUGGGGCUUCAAACUUACAUGCUAUUAUUUCUGCACCAGUCUUUUAGUGUCACAUAGUAGAUUAUUAAUGCAUCUGUAAGACCUGUGGAUCUUCUCAUCUUCACUUGUAAUUCAACCACUACCAGAAGGGUUCGUGUGUCUUAAAUGAUUUGGUGCGUCUUCAUGCAACAUUGAGAAGAAAACUGGCCCACUAUAUAAGAAUGCUGAUUCCUUCCGUUCCUGAGGCGAUGUUUGCCAGCAAUGAAAAGUGCCAGACUGAGUGAAGCAUAACGAUGAAGGAAAAGAAUGAUGCGGUGAAGGAAAAGAACGUUUUGGCACUGGGAGAUAGUGCAAUGUGUGAGAAUCAGGUGGAAUUUUUCUACAUUAUGUCUAUUGAGGCUCUGUAGGGCUUAUUUAACAUUCCUGUAAAGGCUGAGCUAACAUGAAAAGCAAUCUCUGGAACAGCAGAUUUAUAGAGGAGGGGAAAAAUAGUUAUACCCCCAUUCAUAAAAGUAUAUUUAUUAAAGUAAAGUUGAGGAAAUGUGAUUUUUAUGCCACACAAACUUUCCCUUUUAUGUUUGGAAAUAAAACUAACAUUAGAUCUGUUGGGGGUUUUAGUAAAGAUGCAGUAGAAAUAAAACCUUUAUUCUGAUUAUUCUGUAGCUCUAAGGGCCAUCUUCUGCUCUUAUAGCACCUGACAUACAUUUUGCAUGUAACUUCAGUGAAGAAGGGGCAUCAUAUUUAUGUUCAAUUGGUGUAUUUGAACAUAUGUCAAAAUCAUAGUUGCAGAAGGAAGGGGGUACAUGUUUCAAAGAGCACAGAUAUCGUACUAGGAGAUGAGGAAAUUGCACUAAGAAACAAUUCUCACACUAUUCCCAACUAAAAUCUGAAACUUUUUAGGGUGCAAAAGACUGUGUCCUACCUAAUUGAAGGAUUCCUUUACCUUUGAGCGUGUAAGGUUCAUGGGGAAAAAAAAAAAUGUUAGAAUUAGUUGGUUCCUUACAGAUAAAAAGAUUUCAUUAGUCAUAUGCAAACAUUUGGGAAUUCCUGAACGCAUCCUAGUGUAUAUAUGAAAAUAAAAAGGAGAUAAAAUUACAAUAUUUUUUAAAUAUUUUUUAUUUUUGCAUAGUGUAAAAUUUUAAUAGAAAUUUGACAUCAAGGCCCCACAUCCAUCUGUUUAGUUCCAUCAAAUAAUUUAUGUCCAAUUAAGAAUAAAAUAACAAAUAAUACUUUUAGGCCACAGCAUACCUCAGUUCGUCUUUUCUUUUUCAUAGUCCCCUACUGUUUAUGAGCACUACUAUCUGAGUGAAUAGAAAGUAAUUUUGCAGAGUCCAUAUUUCUUCAGAACGCUUAACACGGGAUAUGAUACAACUAUUGAUUAAGGAUACUUACAGCAAUUUGUGUUUAAAUGGGAACAAAUCCUUCUACAUGAGAGAGGAACACAGACCAUUUAUUAAAGCGUUCUAAAGAGAAGAUAGAAGGCUCUCAAAGGACCUAGUUAAUUUGACUGAAGCAUCUAUAUAAAUCAUUUUUCUUAUGGACUCUAUUCACGCAAUGUAGCCUUUUAUCAUACUACUUAACGAUCAUAUUGUACUGUUAACGUUUUCAUACAGUAUGCAUGGGCUCAAGUGCACUUGUUUGUUUUUUUUUUCCUUUAUUGCAGAAUUAAAUACUGUAAGUUAAAUCCCUUUCUUUUAUAAUUACCAAGAAGACAAGUUGGAAAAUAUGUAACAACCCUUCCCCCUUCUUCUCUGCAGAUUUUGUAGAAGUGUGAUUAAGUGCUGUUGAAUUUAACAAAAUUGUUGAGUUCCUGUGUGGAGUAGUCAGCAUAGCCAGCUACUAUUGUUUACAUGCCUGUAUCUUCCUCUGAUGUCAGUGUAGACUAUAGCAUACCUGACAUCUAGCUGAUGAAAGAUCGUUCAGCAAUUGUUCUUGGUGAUAUAGUACUUACAUCAUUGAUACUACCAAACCUAAUUUAUGUCUUUUUAAAUCACUGAAUUUGUUUUGCAGUAUGAAAAUGGGAAGUUUAAAUGCUGUUUUGUCAAAUCUGUGGAACCUCUUAUCUAUCUGCAGGUACCAUGAAAAAAUUCAAGAGAAUGGUGAUUGUGUGCAAAUUGGGAUUUUCUUAAUUAUCUGGUACAUUUCUAGUAAAAAAAAAAAAAAUUUAAAAAUAAUAAUAAUAAUAAUAAAUAAAAUAAAAAUAAAUAAAAAAAAUAAUAUCUCUAGAAAUGUGAACUGAACAUAAUACACCAUGUUCAUUAGUCAUUUUACUUAAUGGAAUUUAUUACAUAUAUAUAUGCUUAUACACACACUUAUAUAUGGGUGUGCAUACGUGUAUAUAUAUACUAAAGUUUUGUCUUCUGUAUUUAGUUGCAGAAUGUGGGUUCCUAAUUCAGUUGUGCCUGUUGGCUGGCAAGAUCGAUCAGAAAUUAAUACUUUUGGUUUAAAAAUUUGUACCUGUCUUUACAAUGGUUUUCCUUUUGUCAAUUCAAAAUACCUUCCCUGUCAACCACGCAGCCUGUUGUCCUAUAAAGUCUCCAAAACUGAAUGUUAACAUACAGCACUUAAGUGUAUCUUCUGGCCUUUGGGUGCUGUGACUGGCCACUGAAGAUUGUGCCAUUGUCAACAAAUGCACUUGUUUUAGCCUUAAUUAUUUUUAAGAGAAAAUGAGCAAUUGAGUUUUUCAUUUGGUUCAUCCUCAAGCUUGUGCUGCUGGUGUUUGCUAGAACUAAACAGUAAAUUUUAAGUGCUACCAGAAUGUGUACCAAAAUAAAAAAUAUAUGAAAUCCA